Callorhinus ursinus (northern fur seal) is the source of this 3911-nucleotide messenger RNA. It is a transcript of the gene EMILIN1, whose product is annotated as elastin microfibril interfacer 1. Lineage: Eukaryota; Metazoa; Chordata; Mammalia; Carnivora; Otariidae. Gene Ontology annotation, molecular function: protein binding; extracellular matrix constituent conferring elasticity. The record is from RefSeq and is a predicted model, not a curated record.
GGGAAGGGAGUGAGCAAGAGAGGGAGGCGGGAGGCCAGGGCCCGCCCCACAGCCACUCUUGCGCCUCUCAACAGCCACAGGGGCAAAGCCCUGUCACCUCCAGGAUCCGGUCAUUGGGGAAAACAGAUAGGGAGACCAGAGGAGGGCCAGCUGGGGCGAGGGGGUGGAGGCCCAGGAAGCAGCAUCUGAGAGGGGCAGGGACCAGGCACAGGAGGCCAGGGGGCACAGAGAACAAACUCCCCUCAGAAGUGGAGAAUAGGAGAGCGGAAGGAACCAAGGGAGGGACGGACAGGAGCCUGAGGAGGAAAGAGGAGGGGGAGAGGGGUCAGGCCAGGCGGCCGAGAAGGAGGCGUGUGGCUGGGGGCUGCCGCAGGAAGCUGGGGACAGGCACCGGCCAGCGCUGUCCCUUGGAGCAGCGGCAUCCCCUACGGCAGACAGAGGCGCCAGCGGUCAGGCCGGGAUGUGCCUCUGAGGGCCACCGCGGAGCGCCCCCACCAUGGCCCCCGGCACCCUCUGGAGCUGCUACCUCUGCUGCUUGCUGACCACAGCCGUGGGGGCAGCUAGCUACCCUCCCCGCGGUUAUAGCCUCUACACGGGGGCCGGGGGGGCCCUCAGCCCUGGGGAACCCCAGGCCCAGAGCGGCCCCCGGCCUGCCAGCCGCCACAGGAACUGGUGUGCCUAUGUGGUGACCCGGACAGUGAGCUGUGUCCUUGAGGAUGGAGUGGAGACCUUCGUCAAGCCUGACUACCAGCCCUGUGGCUGGGGCCAGCCCCAGUGUCCCCGCAGCAUCAUGUACCGCAGCUUCCUCCGCCCUCGCUACCGAGUGGCCUACAAGACCGUAACGGAUAUGGAGUGGAGGUGCUGUCAGGGGUAUGGGGGCGAUGACUGUGCUGAGGGUCCCGCCCCGCCGCUGGGUCCUGCACCUACCACACCACGGCCCCGGCCCCGGCCCGCCCGCCCCAACCUCUCUGGCUCCAGUGCAGGAAGCCACCUGAGUGGACUAGGUGGGGAAGGUCCUGGGGACUCAGAGAAGGUGCAGCAGCUGGAGGAGCAGGUGCAGGGCCUGACAAAGGAGCUGCAGGGCCUCCGAGGUGUCCUGCAGGGACUGAGUGGGCGCCUGGCUGAAGACGUCCAGAGGGCUGUGGAGACGGCCUUUAACGGGAGGCAGCAGCCCGCAGAUGCGGCGGCCCGCCCCGGCGUGCACGAAACCCUCAGUGAGAUCCAGCAGCAGCUGCAGCUCCUGGACAACCGCGUCUCCACCCACGACCAGGAGCUGGGCCAUCUCAACAACCAUCACAGCGGCGGCGGCGGCGGCGGGGCCCUGGACCCCACCCCGGCCCCUCCGGGCCCCAGUGAGGAGCUGCUGCGGGAGCUGGAGCGGCGGCUGCAGGAGUCCUGCUCGGUGUGCCUGGCGGGGCUCGAUGGCUUCCGCCAGCAGCAACAGGAGGACAGAGAGCGGCUGCGGGCCCUGGAGAAGCUACUGGCCUCCGUGGAAGAGCGGCAGCGGCAGGUCCCCGGGCAUGCUGUGGGCCGCAGGCCCCUUCAGGAGUGCUGCCCUCCCGAGCUGGGCCGGCGGCUGGCCGAGUUGGAGCGGAGGCUGGAUGUAGUGGCCGGCUCGGUGACAGUGCUGAGCGGGCGGCGAGGCACUGAGCUGGGAGGAGCGGCGGGGCAGGGGGGCCACCCCCCAGGCUACACCAGCUUAGUGUCCCGCCUUUCUCGCCUGGAGGACCAAUUCAACUCUACUCUGGGUCCCUCAGAAGAACAGGAGGAGGGCUGGCCUGGGUGGCCUGGGGGCCUGGGCCACUGGCUGCCUGCUGCCCGGGGCCGACUAGAAAAGCUGGAGGGACUGUUGGCCAACGUGAGUGGGGUGCUGGGUGGGCGGCUGGAUCUGCUAGAAGAGCAGGUGGCAGGGGCCGUGCAGGCGUGCGGGCAGCUCUGCUCUGGGGCCCCUGGGGAGCAGGACUCCCAGGUCAGCGAGAUCCUCAGUGCCUUGGAGCGCAGGGUGCUAGACAGCGAGGGGCAGCUGCAUCUGGUGGGCUCAGGCCUGCACAAGGUGGGAGCAGCUGGGGAGGCCCAGCAGGCUGCACUGGAGGAACUGCAAGGGGUCGUGGGCCAGCUCCAGGGUCGCAUGGACGCGCAGGACGAGACAAUUGCAGAGUUUGCACUGCAGCUGAAUCUCACGGCCACACGGCUGGGCCAACUGGAGGGACUACUGCAGGCCCGUGGGGAUGAGGGCUGCGGGGCCUGUGGCGGUGUCCAAGAGGAGCUGGGCCGCCUUCGGGAUGGUGUGGAGCGCUGCUCCUGCCCCCUGUUGCCCCCACGGGGCCCUGGGGCUGGCCCAGGUGUUGGGGGGCCAAGCCGAGGGCCUCUGGAUGGCUUCAGUGUGUUUGGGGGGAGCUCAGGCUCAGCCCUCCAGGCCCUGCAAGGAGAGCUCUCGGAGGUUAUUCUCACCUUCAGCUCUCUCAACGACUCACUGCAUGAGCUCCAGACCACUGUGGAAGGCCAGGGUGCUGAUCUGGCUGACCUAGGAGCCACCAAGGACCGCAUCAUCUCGGAAAUUAACAGGCUGCAGCAGGAGGCCACAGAGCAUGCCGCGGAGAGUGAGGAGCGCUUCCGAGGCCUCGAAGAGGGACAGGCACAGGCCGGCCAGUGCCCCAGCCUAGAGGGGCGAUUGGGCCGCCUCGAGGGAGUCUGUGAGCGGUUGGACACGGUGGCCGGGGGACUGCAGGGCCUGCGCGAGGGCCUUUCCAGACACGUGGCGGGGCUCUGGGCUGGGCUCCGGGAAACCAACAGCACCAGCCAGACACAGGCAGCCUUGCUAGAGAAGCUGCUGGGGGGGCAGGCAGGCCUGGGCAGGCGGCUCGGUGCCCUUAACAGCUCCGUGCUGCUCCUGGAGGACCAGCUUCACCAGCUCAGUCUGAAGGACUUCACUGGGCCUGCGGGUGAGGCUGGGCUCCCAGGGCCUCCUGGGAUACAGGGACCACCAGGCCCUGCUGGACCUCCAGGACUUCCAGGCAAGGAGGGACAAAGGGGGCCCAUCGGGCCACCAGGUCCCCAGGGAGAGCAGGGAGUGGAGGGGGCACCAGCAGCCCCCGGGCCCCGGGUGGCCUUUUCAGCUGCCCUGAGUUUGCCACGGUCCGAACCAGGCACAGUGCCCUUCGACAGAGUCCUGCUCAACGAUGGGGGCUACUAUGAUCCAGAGACUGGCGUGUUCACAGCGCCCCUGGCCGGGCGCUACUUGCUGAGCGCGGUGCUGACCGGGCACCGGCACGAGAAAGUGGAGGCCGUGCUGUCCCGCUCCAACCUGGGCGUGGCCCGCAUAGACUCUGGUGGCUAUGAGCCUGAGGGCCUGGAGAAUAAGCCAGUAGCUGAGAGCCAGCCCAGCCCCGGCGCCCUGGGCGUCUUCAGCCUCAUCCUGCCUCUGCAGGCUGGAGACACGGUCUGCAUCGACCUGGUCAUGGGGCAGCUGGCGCACUCGGAGGAGCCGCUCACCAUCUUCAGCGGAGCCCUGCUCUAUGGGGACCUGGAGCUAGAUCAGGUGUAGACGGGGCUGGGCCCGACCAGCCCGAAGUGUCUACGCGGGCCAAAGAGCCAGCGGGGGUGACGGGGUUCCGUCCUGGCACUCCAGCCCUAGGCGAGCCGCCGUCCCGUACCCUCUGUGGCACAGGCGCCCAGAGCACUCCUCUCCAUGGCCUGAGUGCGCCGGGUCGGGGACUCUGGGGUCCCCUCGUCCAGACUUUUGGCCUGCUCGCCGUCCCCUGCAGGGCCCAGACUGCGGAGGAGCCAAUCCUCGCACCCUCGCAGCUCCUCCAGCGGGUCUCUAGGCCGAUGCAGGGCUCUCCCGAGGGGCUCCGGCCCCCAUCGCCAUACUAAACUAUUCAGGAAUAAAGACACUUGGUUUUUCUAAAAAA